CUCUCACCAGAGGGCGCGCUACGCAAGCUUCACUUUCACCUCUGUUAUCGUCUGAUAAAUAGUUCGGCUAACCACAUCAUCUCGCACGGACAAAAUGACGUCUUUGACUCCAACAGAAAGGCACGUUUCUGUUCUUUGUGCAAUGUCAGAUUUUCAUCAUUAUAAUCUCGUUAGUUUUUUUUAAUGUAAAGUCCAUAGUUAUGAAGUGAAAGUGAAAUAAUACAUUUGACAAGACAAAAUAGUUCCAUAGAUAUGAAGGUUGCACUAACGUAAUACAGCGUUUCGAUACCUACCAAUGUGUUUUUAACUCAUAAAUAUAUGGGUUUUUUUAUGAAAAUGAUGCAGAUUUAUUUUAUUUUCAAAGACGCUCUGUUUUACAAAAUUCUUGUAAAUUAGACGAUAACAGAGGUGUUGUGGAGCCCUCUGGUGAGAGAUUGAGUCUGACUGUGUUACUACCCGGAAGUUGUCAUAUUCACACUAAAUGUAAGAAUACAAAGAGAGAUAACUCACGUUUUCGGAAAGGCCUAUACCGAGAUGUGAAAAAUACUUCAACAACUCGAAACGGCUUUGGGACUUGUGGUAACAGUGAUUUAUUAACAUGGAUGAUGAUAUGGAUUUCGAUUCUGCUGCCAAACCAUCAAGGGAUGUAAAACGAGGACGUCGUGCAGGAGUUUCCAAGGCGAUGAACCCUCCUGAUGCCCCUGCCUUUGAGAGCCCAGCAGAUUCUCCACAGCCCUCUCGAUCCCAGCCAGCUAGAGAUCCGGAUGAGGGUGGGCCUCCUCCUAAGCCAAAUAGGGUGUCUGGAUGGGGAGAAGAGAACCCCAGGAAAAGUCGAAAACUUGGAGAAGGAUUUGAUUUUGAUGAUGAACGAUUAAGACCACACUCCCCUGAUAAGGACGAAGAUUCUGAUGCAGACAUCCCAGUGAUCCCUGACCUUGAAGAUCAGCAGGAUGAGGACAUGAAUACCAAAAUAGCCAUAGCACCAAAUGUGGCAGUUAAUCGAGUAGCCACAUACAGAGAACUUGACCAUGACCUUCAGAAGCAGGCAGCCUUCCUUACACUGGACAAUGAGAUCGACCUGAAGUUACUCACCAAAUCCUUGUCAGCUGAUGCAGAUUUGUUUGAGGAGGACCGACCAUGGGACUGGGACCGCUUGUUUACGGAGGUGACAUCAGAACUGUUCACGCAAACUGAACAGACAGAGGAAAAUGAUUUUGGAGAUCAGGUUCUACCAUAGAAGCAGGAGUUUAUGAAGAAUUUACUCUGUAGCAUGUGGUCUCUCACCAACUCGCUUAGAUGUGAACAUAGACAAUGUUGACUUUUAUCAACUGCUUUAAACAGUUUCAUCCGAGCUGUUUCAGAGAACUGUUUCCUAUGAUCAUACUGUAUUUAUUGUUGUUUUCAUUGUACAGAACAUUUCUUGUCCAACACUAUCCGUCCAUAGAAAUAAAUUUUUAAAAACUUUAA
Molecule: messenger RNA, 1467 nt
Organism: Ostrea edulis (European flat oyster)
Lineage: Eukaryota; Metazoa; Mollusca; Bivalvia; Ostreida; Ostreidae
Product: intraflagellar transport protein 43 homolog
Exons: 10
Coding region: 599-1237 (212 amino acids)
Biological process (GO): intraciliary retrograde transport
Cellular component (GO): cilium; intraciliary transport particle A
Source: RefSeq, a predicted model, not a curated record